AUGAAGUUAACAAUUGAUGCAAGUUUAGAAGAACAAGUUAAUCAAGAGAAAAAACAUUGGAAACAAGUGUUAGAGAGAAUUCUUGCUAUUGUGAAAAGACUUGGGCAAAAUAAUUUGGCAUUUCGAGGAGAUUGUGAAAAACUAUAUGAGAAAAACAAUGGGAAUUUCUUACAAAUUAUAGAAUUACUUGCUGAAUUUGAUUCAACUAUGCAAGAACAUGUUCGUCGCAUUUUAAGAGGUGAGACUCAUUAUCAUUAUUUGAGUCACAAGAUUCAAAAUGAAAUGAUACAACUACUGGCAACUGAGGUGAAAAGCUCCAUAAUUAGUAGAAUUAAAGAAGCAAAAUAUUUUCCAGUCAUACUAGAUUGUACUCUAGAUGCAAGUAAUGAUGAACAGAUGUCUCUUGUUUUAAGAUGUGUGAAUGUUUUAGAAAGUCCAAUAUUUGUUGAUGAGUAUUUUCUAGAAUUCAUAAAAGUUCAUGACACAUCAGGGCUUGGUUUGCUUAAUGAACUUUUAGAUGCGUUGAAUAUUCUUGGACUUGAUGUUGAUAAUAUAAGAGGACAAGGAUAUGACAAUGGAUCUAAUAUGAGAGGAAAGAAUAAAGGUGUACAAACUAGGCUACUUGAAAUGAAUCCUAGAGCAUUUUACACUCCUUGUGCCUCUUCUACAAAAAGAUGGAAAGUAUUUAGAGAUCAUGUGCCUGGUCUCACUGUUAAGCCAUUAUCAGAAACACGUUGGGAAAGUCGUGUUGACAGUGUUAAAGCAAUAAGAUUCCAAGCUCCACAAAUAAAAGAAGCUUUAAAUUACUUGGCAGAAAGCAAUGAAGAUGCCAAAACAAAAAGUGAUGUUGAAACUUUAGCAACAUAUAAUAUUCAGAAUUUUGAGUUCUUGGUGAGCAUGGUUAUUUGGUAUGAUUUGUUGUUUGCUGUUAAUACUGCUAGCAAGAUCUUGCAAAGUGAAGAUAUGCAAAUUGAUGUUGCUAUCAAAGAGUUAAAGAUUCUACUUUCAUUUCUUCAAAAAUAUAGAGAAACUGGUUUUGAGGAGGCUUUGACUAAAGCUACUGAGAUUGCAAGUAUGAUGGAAGUUGAACCUGUAUUUAUGGAGAAACGAAAAGUUUACAGGAAAAAGCAGUUUGAUGAAAGUGUCAAUGAGGAGGUGACACAAUCAGCAGCAGAGUCAUUUAAAAUUGAUUAUUUUCUUUACAUAAUUGAUCAAGCUAUUUCAUCAUUUAAAACCAGGUUCGAACAAUUUCAGAAUUUCGAGGAGAAUUUCAGACUAUUGUUUGAUUUUGAGAAAUUAAAGUCUGCAGAUGAUGACUCUUUGAAGAAUUUUUGUAUCAAUCUUACAAACUUAAUGAAGCAUGGUGAGAUUUCAGAUCUUGACAAUGAUGACCUAUACCAAGAGUUAUAUAUGUUGCGUCAAAGUUUACCAAAAGAAACCAAAAGAGCUAUCGAUGUGUUGAGCUAUAUAAAAGAAGUGGAUGGCAGUUAUCCAAAUGCUUCGAUUGCUUAUAGGAUUUUUCUAACUAUUCCGGUCACUGUUGCCCAUGCAGAAAGGAGUUUUUCCAAAUUGACCUUGAUCAAAUCUUAUCUCUGUUCAACCAUGUCUCAAGAAAGAUUAAGUGGUUUAGCUAUGUUAUCCAUUGAAAAGGAUAUAGUUGCAAAACUUGAUUAUGCAAAUUUAAUUAAUACUUUUGCAUCUAAAAAUGCAAGACGUAUAAUAUUUAAGUAA
This is a messenger RNA of Humulus lupulus (European hop), 1731 nucleotides long. RefSeq lists its product as uncharacterized. Bases 1 to 1731 code for a protein of 576 amino acids. Gene Ontology annotation, molecular function: protein dimerization activity. NCBI's taxonomy places the organism in Eukaryota, Viridiplantae, Streptophyta, Magnoliopsida, Rosales, Cannabaceae. The transcript has 3 exons. The record is from RefSeq and is a predicted model, not a curated record.